This is a messenger RNA of Fusarium musae, 1272 nucleotides long. RefSeq lists its product as uncharacterized. The record is from RefSeq and is a predicted model, not a curated record. Bases 1 to 1272 code for a protein of 423 amino acids. Lineage: Eukaryota; Fungi; Ascomycota; Sordariomycetes; Hypocreales; Nectriaceae. The transcript has 2 exons.
AUGCUUGAACAGCGUGUGGCUUCUUGGCUCGCCUCCCUCCCCGACGAAUACCCCCCAUCCGAAGCCCUCUCCAAAACCCCGAAGCGAAAGGCAGCGCUGCCCAGUCCGCCUACUUCAGACUCAAUGGAGGGAACAACUCCAAAGCGCCGUCGUCUCAUCGAUCCGGAUCGUACGCCGCGUGCUGCAAAUCUACCUCCUCCUUCAUCAACUGGUUCGUCUGCUUCGUGGUCUGAAUCCGGGGAGGGAUCGCGAUCGAGUUCGCCGAAGAAACAAAUGCUUAAGCUGAGGCUGGAAGAAAGAGGGCUUGAAUGCAGACAACUAAAUGUUGACACUGCGCCCCCGGUCAUUUCUAGUCUUCUGGAUACAAUUCAGGAAAUUGGAAGUAGGAUUGAGAUAUUGCCUGCUGAUAAGAAGAGUGCUAUUCUGGAGAGCCCAUUUUUGAGGGAGCAGAAUGCGCGCUUGUGGAGGUUUGCGUUCAAAGAAGAGGGUGACGAUACGCUACCGGGACGAGUUCCUCUACCAGAGGAAAUAGUUCAGAUAUGUAAUUAUGCGCGUCACUGUCAUGAUACGAACCACGAAGAGGCGGCGUGGAAUAUGGAAGUGCAUCAUCGUCUGCUUGAGGCUAUCCUAAGAGAACCGGACGCUUCGACAGCCGCGCCUCUCAACUUUACUUCCUGCACCACCGCCCGCCCGCAUCGUCGCUUCGUACCCUACUCCUCGACAGCCAAAAUGAUCGACUUCUGCCUCUACCUCAAUCCCACCGACUCCCCCGCCCUCCAAGCACUCGGCCGUCAAACCCCAACCCUCACCGUAAACCACACCGACUUCGCGCCCCUCCAACUAUCCCCUAUAGUUCUGAGCAUCGAGACUAAGCGUCCCGGCAAAGAACUCGACGCCGCGCAACUCCAGAUGGGAGUAUGGCACGCAGCGCAGUGGUCUUUCCUCCGCUCCGUUAUCGGGCUUACACCACAGCCUUUGACAGCGGAAGAAGAAAUACAGCGGAAUCAAAAGGCGAACGAGGUUUUGGGACAGUUGGGGUUUAUACCGGGGAUCAUAGUUCAGGGGCAUCGCUGGCUCUUUGUGUUUUCGACGUUGGAGGGGGAUAAGACUGUUCUUUGGACGGAGAGACAGUUUGGCACGACGCAGAGUAUUCUUGAUACGUAUGCUGUUGUCGCGGGGAUACGGGAGUUGGCUAGAUGGGCGAGAGAUGUUUACGUUCCUUGGUUUAGGGCGAAUGUUCUUGCUGGGUUUCAGUCUACUGAGGUUGGAUGA